Chara braunii is the source of this 1796-nucleotide messenger RNA. The record is from the annotation of a GenBank genome assembly. NCBI's taxonomy places the organism in Eukaryota, Viridiplantae, Streptophyta, Charophyceae, Charales, Characeae.
GCGAUAUGGGCAUUCGAAUGGCUGGUUAUGCCAUUUGGCCUUACGAAUGCCCCGGCCACUUUCCAAGCGGCGAUGACAACGGAGUUCCGACACAUGCUGGAUCGAUUCAUACUUAUAUACCUCGACGACAUCUUGGUGUAUAGCCGGAGUUUGGACGAGCAUGUGGAACACCGCCGCACCGUUUUGGAGCGGCUACGACAAGCCAAGUACAAAGCCAACCGCGACAAAUACGAAUUCGCGUGGCAGGAGCUGGAGUACUUGGGACAUUACGUGACGCCGCAAGACAUCCGUCCGCUUGCGGACAAGAUCGAGGCCCUCCGCGUAUGGCCCGAGCCCACCAACACCACGGAUGUUCGUUCAUUCAUGGGGUUGGCGGGCUACUAUCAGCGAUUCAUCACCGGAUACUCAAGGAUUGCUGCACCUAUGACGAGAUUASAAUCGCCAAAGGUGCCAUUCGUAUUCGAUGACGACGCACGCCGGUCAUUCCAAGCACUUAAGACGGCCAUGCUCAUGGCACCCGUCCUUAGCAUAUAUGACCCCACCCUGCCUACGGGAGUAACAACUGACGCUUCUGGCUAUGGCAUUGGAGCAGUCUUGGAACAACGCGACGGCGACGACUGGAACCCUGUGGAGUGUUUCAGCCACAAAGUGCCUCCCAUCAAUUCACUUGAUGAUGCAAGGAAGAAGGAGCUGCUCGCGUUCGUGAUGAAUCACAAGCGAUGGCGGCACUUCCUCCUUGGUCGUAGGUUCACAUGGGUCACAGACAACAACCCAUUGACCUACUACAAGGCGCAAGAUACGGAGUCCGGCACGAAGAUGAAACCAAGUUCGGCUCGGCAUCCACAGACGGACGGGCAAACGGACAGGGCACAUCAAACCGCUCAAAUGAUGCUUCGUACGCUCAUCUGUCCGGACCAGAAAGAUUGGGUUGACCGCCUCCCCGACAUCGAGUUCGCCUACAACACUUCGGUGCACCCGGCGAUCGGCGUGACUCCAUUCGAGUUGCACCACGGUGGACGGAAAGGCCGUAUCUUCACCGACCUUCUCCUCCCACGACCAGCCGACAUUGACGCCGCUUGCUCUCCCGCUUCCGUCCGGAAGUACAGGGAAUUGCUGGCUCAAGCCCGCGCGAACAUGCAAAAGGCUCAAGUCCGCAUGCACCGGCAAGCCAACAGGCGUCGCGUGCCAUGUCCCAUCCGCGCCGGUGCUCUGGUUUGGGUCUCCGCGAAAGAGUUUGCACUGGAACAAGACGUUUCACGCAAACUGCUUCCCAAGUGGUUUGGACCAUGGCCCGUAACAUCAGCCGCGGGCGAUGAGCCCAAUGGCCCUUCAUUUGUGAUCAACAUCCCUGCGCAUCUGACGGUCCAUCCAGUCUUUCACUCUUCGAAGCUGGCAACAUAUACACCAGCUAAGAGCGACGACUUCCCAGGCCGACGAUCGCAGGACCCUCCAUCUAUGGAUGGUCAUCAGGAAGUUGACCGCGUCAUCACGGAUCGCAAGUACAGCAGCAAGCCUCGCCAGUACAACGUUACAUUCAGAGCAUGCGAUCCCGACGACACUCGGUGGGUUUCAGGAACAAAUUUGAAAGCAUCCGCACCGCUGAUCUACGCUCACUGCGAGCGACAAAGGUUAGCUCAGGGACCUUCACAACCUGCCCCUACCACCCGGACUGUGGUCCCUCCCUCAGACAGAUAGCUUCGCCCUCGCAGGUAAGCUCGGUCUUUCAAGGAGGGGGGGGUGUGGCAUACUGCGUAGCCACACGGGCCUGCAGGGCCCGUCCCGCAUUCCCAGCCUAA